Molecule: messenger RNA, 864 nt
Organism: Acanthocheilonema viteae
Lineage: Eukaryota; Metazoa; Nematoda; Chromadorea; Rhabditida; Onchocercidae
Source: the annotation of a GenBank genome assembly
AUGUACAUGGCAGAGCCAACGAGUGCUCCUAGCCCGAGUACGGGUGCUGUCAAUUAUUUCUCCAUCAAUCAUUUACUCCGGCAGUCAUCAUUUUCAUCUUCAGAACCGUGUACUACUGAUCCCAAAAAUAAUUCCCAAAUAGAUGAUGAAACUCCCGGAACAUCUAAUAAGCAAAUUCCUGAAAAGGAAUUAGAAACAGUGGUAGUAACCUCUAACUCUAUUGAGUCAACUUUGGAAAUAUCUGAUAAUGAUCGCUUACUUACCGCUCUGCAAACCAGUGAUACCUGUGUACAACCUCAUUUCUCACUAUCCCUAAAUCCCACCACCGCAACAAUUGACUUACUGAAGCAGUCAGAUUCUUUUGUUGAUCGAAAAUCCGACAAUGAUACAACUGCUGCAUCACAUUUUGACGAGAAAUCAGUCCUGUCAUGUCGCGAAACAGCCAUACCGCUAUGGUUGAAUUGUGCUACUGCAACCGCUGCUGUACUUCCUUUUGAGCAAAGUUUCUUAAUGGCUCAAAGAUCUGCGGCAGUAUUCCCUCACUUGUGGGCAGCCUCAGCUAGUACUGAUGCUUUGCGACUGGUAUCAACUAGUAAAUCAUAUCGGCGUAGGAAAGCACGUACUGUAUUUUCGGAUCAGCAGCUACAAGGUCUGGAGAAGAGGUUUGAAACACAACGAUAUCUGUCAACACCAGAACGUAUAGAGCUUGCUACUGUUUUGAAUUUGAGUGAAACACAGGUGAAAACAUGGUUUCAAAAUCGGCGUAUGAAACAUAAAAAGAUAGUCCGAAAGCAAGGUGACAGCUGUAUUAGCAAUGGAGACAAUGCCACGAAGACGGAUAGCGUGGAUUCAGAUGAAAGAUGA